AAAGGGCCCCCCUGCAGCCCUACAAAAGGUGAUGCGGGCGCCUUGCCAGGCCAGCCGGGCGGAUGGGGCGGUAGCAGGAGGCGCGGAGUGUGUCUGUACCAGGCCAGCCAGGUGCCCCCCUGGGGACGCCGCCCCCAGCCCGCACCUCUCUGCAAAGCAGUGGGACUGGAGGGAGCGUGUCAGCAGAGGAUGCCCAUCCUCGUCUCGCCCGACAUCGCUGCCCGGUUCAAGGAGAAGUGGCUGCUGCUGCACCCCGAGGACCGGGACAAUGCAGAUGGGGCUGUGACCUUGGAUGACAGCCUCACCAGCCUGCAGUGGCUCCAAGACUUUUCCAUUGUCACCGCUGAUCCCGAGAGACCACCUGUCCCCAGCUAUCCUGUCCAGCAGCCUCCCCAGCAGCUCUUCCAAGGGUCCGAGGCCCCGGCCAGCCCACCAGCAGGAGACACUGCAGCCAAGGGGAUGCCCCCGCGUCUAGGCAAACCCACCUCCACAGCCACCUCCCCUGGCACCAGCUACCUGCCUGGCCUCGGCGCCGGAGAGAUCGAUUACAAGAGCAACCCUGGGGUGAAACCCCCUUACUCCUACGCCACCCUCAUCUGCAUGGCUCUGCGGGCCAGCAAGCAGGCCAAGGUCACCUUGUCAGCCAUCUACAGCUGGAUCAUGGAGAACUUCUGCUACUACCGGCACGCUGAGCCCAGCUGGCAGAAUUCCAUCCGGCACAACCUGUCCUUGAACAAAUGCUUCCGGAAAGUGCCGCGGCAGAAGGACGAGCCAGGCAAGGGGGGCUUCUGGGAGAUCGACCCUCAGUACGCCCAUAUGUUCGUCGACGGUGUGUUCAAGCGGAGACGGCCGACAGCCGCACCCUACAGCCCACCACGGCAGCGCCCUGCCGUGCCUGCCCUGGAGGCUGAGUGCAGCCUCCUGUCCCCCAUGCCCCACGUGGGGGAUGGGCAGCCAGGGCACACUCCUCACCAGGCCACCCGCUGCCUGCUGCACCAGCACAGCCAACGCUGCCCCCUGCUGGAUGCCCCCAGCCCUCUGCCGAAGCGCAGCUGCCCAGCAGCCAGAACUGCCCAGUCCCCUCUGCUGCCCUCUAGUGGCAGAGAUGCAGAGGCCCUGCGAGGAGAAUUCGACUGGGCCGAUGCCUUUGACGACGUCUUCCGGGGAAACGGCAGCAAUUUUGAGGACCUGGAUAUUAACGCAGCACUCAGCUCGUUGUCCAUGGAGAUGGACCUCGCCAUGCAAGGCAGGUACAUACCCCCUGCUGGCAAGUGGGGUGCCCCGGCUACCAGUCACCCCAGCCCAGGGGCUUCCCACUGGGAGGAUUUCACCCCCUUCGCCGACACCCCCCGGCAUCCCUGGGAGGAGGCGAGGGGGGAGGCGCUCAGCAACCCCUGGGGCUUUGAGCAGGGCUUCAACUUCUGUGAUGGCUUCCUCAGUGAGACGCAGCCCUGGGACAAAGUCGACACCUUCAUGUGAUCCUCUUCUCUCCUCUGGGGUGGGGCCCCUGGGCUGCAGCGCCCAGCCCCCCAAGUGAUUGCUCUUCUGACUGCCCCUCGCUCAGCUGAGCUGGAGCUGAGCCCUGCCAGGUUGCCGAGGUGUGAGCGUUCCCCUGCAGGGAGCGCUGGGCCCCUGCCCCUCUCCUACCCCCUGGCAUGAAGGCAGGCUCAGUCCCUCCUGCUCUCCCAAGCACUACGUGGGCGAGGCCCUGUCCCUCCCCGACUGCCAGUGCCCGCAGCUUUCUGAGCCCUUGGGCAGGGGUCACACUGGACGUCCAUCUCCCGCCCCCCCCAGCAAGCUAUAAUGCCGCAGCCCCGUGACUCGGCUGGGAAGUGACUGUUGCAGGGCCAGCUGGACCCUGGCCCUGAGCCCCAGGAGGCUCUGUGCCCCGUCAUGGCCCCCAGGCUGCAGGGGAGGCCAAGGGGGCAGCAGCUGUGGGACAAGACCAUGGGGGGGGGGCACCUGAGGAACCUGCCGGGGAGGGAGCUCCGUGAAUGGCAUCAUGCCCCAAACAGGCCAGGACGGCCCAGGGCAGGAGGGAAGAGCUGGCACCAGAGUUGCGUAGCCUGCCCAAGCAACACCGCUCUGGGUGACCUGCUUCCUUGGGCUGGGAGGGGCCUCUCCUGGUAUUGCCCCAGCCUGGCAGAGGGAGGGGCUAGGAGGGAGCUGCCCUGCCAUGGGGUGAGCCCUGCUGCCAGGGCCCAGGUAUUCAGCGACUGGCAUGGAGACCCAGCUGCUCCUCCUGCUGGGAGCUGCUGCUGCCCAGCCAGGGAGGGGCAUGAGCCGGCAGUGAAAUCCCCUCCUGCACUCCCCCAUUGCGGUAGCUGAGCCUUGAACUGCAGGUCUGCCAGGCACCCCAAAGGUGCCUCCCCUGGCUGUGUGGCUCCAAGCCAGGGCUGGCUGCUCUGCACCUGUGAGGGAAGCACCUCGCUCUGCAGCAGGGCCCCAGCCACCUUCACCUCUCCCCAGGAGCACUGGGCCUCAUCUGGGCGGGCUGCUAGCAGCCUCCCCUCCCCCUCAGGGCAAAGAUGGCAGAGCUCACCCUGCCUUGGGAGUGGCCUGUGCUACCCUCUGGAGCAGGAAGCCAGCGAGGAGCAGAGGCAAACGGGUCAGCUAGGUCCUGUUCCCUCCUGCCUCUGCCAUUAUCCUGCACUGUGACCUCGGGCAUGUGCAGCUUGGUGCCUUAGUUUCCCUAUGUGUGAAAUGAGAAUGAUGCUGGGCCCCCUUGUCACGUAUAUGAGUGAUACUGUUACUGUCCAGCCUGCCCCAUAGGGCCAGGCUGGCACCGCCCCACUUCAGCAGAACAUCUCUCUGAGCCACCUCUGGUCUUAGCUGAGCACAUGAGUCAGUGAGCCUGAGUUUACACUGGCCACAUCCUAUGUGGGGCUACAGGCCGGCCCGAGCUCCCAGCGUGUCCUGCUCCAGCCAGGGCUCGGCAGCAUGGUGGGAUGGCCACACAGUGAAGAAAGUGGCAGUGGGGAGCCAGCCUGGGUUGUAACUGGGGCAGAGGGGAACAUCGCAAACUCUCCGAAGGGGGGCCCUGCUGCCACCGUGCCGCAGCUCUGCGAGAUGGUGCAUUCUGGGAACUGGGCAGCUGUCCCAUGGCACUGCCAGCCCUGAGGCCAUGCACUGAGCAGUGCCAGUAGCAUGCAGGACAAGGAUCUUACUGCUGGGAGGGACGAUGGUGGCAACGCAGGGCCACUUAGAGACCUGCCCAUGCUGCAGAAGCAGGGUGCUGCAGGGAACCCCAGGCUAGCCAGCAGCUGGGGUGAAGCACUGUCAUCUGCCUGGCUUACUGACCAAGUAUGAACCCAGCUGCCCCCAUGCCCUGAGCUGAACUUUCCCAGGCACCCCCAGGGCCAGCACCACCCACAGUGCAAUUGCAGCUGUGGCCCCUGGCAGGCUGGGAAACACCAGUCAUGUCAGGGGGCAACAUGGCUCUUGCUGCUGCAGGUCCCCUUUCCACCUGCUCGAGCCGCUGGAGCCGUGCUGCAGGCUGGGAAGGGGGCAGGGUUGCUCGAAGGAGACAGAGGCUAAAGCCAGCGGCGGUGAAGGGUCCGAGGGCUUGACCCUGCUGGUGCUGCCAGCUCCUAGUGCUUAUUGUGAACUGUCCACCGGUGCAGUCCCCACAGCUGGGGCUGAGGUGGCCUCACUCAACAGCUCCUGGGAGAUCCAGCUCCUGUCCAGGGCCCAAGGGGGCCACGCAGGGAGGGAGGUGGGAGCUGGGUUGAGGAUGAUCGGCUUAGAGCUGUUAUCCUUAGCUAGCAAUGGUACUAAGAGUAAGGAUGUAAAAUACUAAAUGGUUAACUGGUUAACCGACCCCAACCGUUAGCCCCAGCCCCAUGGGCCAGCCAGCCAGAGCAGCCCCAGCUGCAGAGGCCCCAGCCCCUCUCCCUUUUAUUGGCUAACUGUUUAAGUGACCUAAUUUUAAUCAUUUAAACAGUUAACUUUUUAAAUGGGUAUUUACAUCCCUACUGAAGAGGGAACAGAAGCAGCGUGGGAGAGGGAGAAGCUGUGGCUGUGUCCCCCAGAACGAUUCAGCUGGCAGCCCAGCUCUGCAGGGCCAGGCCGCAGGCGUUCUUGGAGAUUUCGAAAACAAAGCACAAAAUCUCAGUGGAUCUGUGUAGUCUUCUCAAACCCAUGCCUGAGCACCCGGAGGGCAAAUGAGCCGGGCUGAAGCACGUCCUUGUAGCCUUUAGCCUGAAAUCACUGGGUUUGCAAUGGCCCUGCAACCUGGCUGAAAUUGUAAACAUGCACAUGCAUAUUCACGCGUGUCAGAAGAGUCCGACUUAACG
This is a messenger RNA of Mauremys reevesii (Reeves's turtle), 4295 nucleotides long. RefSeq names its product forkhead box protein J1-B-like. Gene Ontology annotation, molecular function: DNA-binding transcription factor activity; sequence-specific DNA binding. The transcript is spliced from 3 exons. The coding region runs from base 190 to 1479 and encodes 429 amino acids. NCBI's taxonomy places the organism in Eukaryota, Metazoa, Chordata, Testudines, Geoemydidae. The record is from RefSeq and is a predicted model, not a curated record. Gene Ontology annotation, biological process: regulation of DNA-templated transcription.